Messenger RNA from Knipowitschia caucasica, 1314 nucleotides. The record is from the annotation of a GenBank genome assembly. NCBI's taxonomy places the organism in Eukaryota, Metazoa, Chordata, Actinopteri, Gobiiformes, Gobiidae.
AUGCCCUGCUCCUGUGCCCAGUGGAGGCGGUGGAUCCGUCCCUUGGUCCUGGUUCUUUACGCUCUUCUCCUUGUGGCCGUGGUGCCGCUCUGCAUCUGGGAACUGCAAAAAGACAAAGUUGGCACGCACAGUAAAGCGUGGUUCAUCGCUGGCGUGUUUGUUUUCCUGACCAUCCCCAUCUCUCUGUGGGGAAUCCUGCAGCAUCUGGUCCACUACACUCAGCCAGAACUGCAGAAACCAAUCAUCAGGAUACUAUGGAUGGUGCCAAUCUACAGCUUGGACAGCUGGUUGGGCCUGCGCUAUCCCAGCCUGGCCAUCUACGUGGACACCUGUCGCGAGUGCUACGAGGCUUACGUCAUCUACAACUUCCUGAUUUUCCUGCUGAACUUCCUGAGUCACCAGCACCCCAACCUGGCCAUGAUACUGGAGGUGCAACAGCAGCAGCCACACCUGCCACCCCUCUGCUGCUGCCCACCCUGGCCCAUGGGAGAAGUCCUGCUGUUCCGGUGUAAACUGGGGGUGCUUCAGUACACAGUGGUCAGACCGGUCACCACCGUCAUCGCUCUGAUCUGUCAGCUGUGCGGAGUGUACGAUGAAGCAAACUUCAGCUUCAGAAACGCCUGGUCCUACCUGGUCAUCAUCAACAACAUCUCUCAACUGUUUGCCAUGUACUGCCUGGUGUUGCUGUAUCGUGCUCUGAAGGAGGAGCUUACGCCCAUCAGACCCGUCGGCAAGUUCCUCUGCGUCAAACUGGUCGUGUUUGUCUCCUUCUGGCAGGCCGUGCUGAUCGCAAUCCUGGUCAAAGUCGGAGUGAUUUCAGACAAACGCACGUGGGACUGGGAAAGUGUGGAGGCUGUUGCUACCGGACUACAAGAUUUUAUCAUCUGCAUUGAGAUGUUCCUGGCUGCCAUCGCCCACCACUACACUUUCUCUUACAAGCCUUAUGUACAGGAGGCAGAGGAAGGCUCGUGUUUUGACAGUUUUAUGGCCAUGUGGGAUUUCUCUGACAUCAGAGAGGACGUCUCAGAGCAAGUCCGUAACGUAGGUCGCACGUUUCUGGGGCGUCCAAACAAGAUGUACUUUGGCUCGACGGCUCGUCCUGAACACUCAGAGAACAGCGGCCUCCUCAACUCCACCUCCCAAGACGCCAUCACCUCCUCCACCUCCGGAAUAGUGGGACCCCAGGGGACCUCCAUGCCCCCCUCUCCCACAUCCAGCGGCCGAUACCAGGGCUUGGGACACACACAGGCCCCUCAUUCCACCUCUGCUCCAGCCGGAUUCACUCAGCCCACACCCACAGGAGAAAAUCAUUAG